AUGGAUCAGCAAGUUGAUCAGGUUCUACCCACUGACGACCGUGGCCUAUACGAAUCAGCACUCGGGCCAGAUGAAGUACCUUGCAUAUUAAGUGCCUAUCCUGUACGUAGCCGUCAGCCGGUCACCUUUCAAUCGUCGAGCCGUCAAGCGAAUCGGGAUGUUUGGAGCAAAUUUACUGUCGCACUUAAGAUGUCGCCUGGCAGCAAAGUGGCAGACAUUAUUGCAUUCGUUGAGAAAUGGAAUGGUCAGGCUAAUUCUUCAAUGCAUUAAGCCACAAUUAGAGAGUUGUAUGUAUCCUCAAA
Rhagoletis zephyria (snowberry fruit fly) is the source of this 302-nucleotide messenger RNA. RefSeq names its product intraflagellar transport protein 172 homolog. The record is from RefSeq and is a predicted model, not a curated record. NCBI's taxonomy places the organism in Eukaryota, Metazoa, Arthropoda, Insecta, Diptera, Tephritidae.